AUGAAUGAGGCAUCAGCCUUGCUAAAACGCGGCAAUCUGGACGAUGCGGAGUCACUGCUCAAAGCUGUCCUAUCCCCUGUCCGAAUUUCCUAUCCCACCUCGGAUCAUUUGAACGCGAACACGACGGAUGGCGAUUCGACCGUGUUCUCACUCUCCUCGCUGGGUAGCAGUGGAUUCCUGGGAACUCCGGGUUCCUUGUCCGAAAUGAACGGGCAUUCUGGGCUCGCGGUCAAAGAUCGAGUCAUUCCGCUCUGGUUACUGAUCGAGCAGGCGGCGAAAGAAGGUCGUACCCAACUAACUAGAUUGGCUAAAUUCGAUCUUUCCGCCUGGGCCUCGGAAGCUCGACUCGAAUUGUAA
This is a messenger RNA of Echinostoma caproni, 357 nucleotides long. NCBI's taxonomy places the organism in Eukaryota, Metazoa, Platyhelminthes, Trematoda, Plagiorchiida, Echinostomatidae. The record is from the annotation of a GenBank genome assembly.